Molecule: messenger RNA, 354 nt
Organism: Botrytis fragariae
Lineage: Eukaryota; Fungi; Ascomycota; Leotiomycetes; Helotiales; Sclerotiniaceae
Exons: 4
Coding region: 1-354 (117 amino acids)
Source: RefSeq, a predicted model, not a curated record
AUGUUAUUCAAAUGGUGGUUCAUGGACACACCUGGCACAUGUAACGAUCCUAGGCCAUUAUUUGCGAACUAUACGUCCACAUUUAUUAGUCCUUAUCAACGAAUGACCUAUGGAGGGUACAGUGGAAGUAUUGGACAGCUCGACGGAAUGAAACGCGGCAAUGUCACUCUCCUUUACUGCACCAAUUUCAAUGACGAGAAGAUAUCAACCAUUGCCAAUUCUCCAAGCAUCACUCCUCUAUCAGAUUUCGACUGGCGCACCACCGAGCCCCUCAAGCUGCGACCUUUCAAACCAGUAUACCACAUGACAAUGGGUACAAAACUCCCUCUGAAUUCUGCUGCCGAUUCAUUCUAA